AUGGCGGCUACUGCCUCUCCUGCUCCCUUCAGCGGCGGAGGCGACCGAGGUUUGCAGGACCGAAUCCUCUCUCACAUGAACCAGUCUCACGCCAGGGAGCUCAGGCACUACCUCCGUCACUACUGCGGCCUCACUCGACGGCAGGCCUGCGGAGCUUCUCUGCGAGACAUCACGCUCCAAGGCAUGCGGAUUCGCGCAGGCGGUGCCGACUACGUCGUCCAGUUCAACCCCCCGCUGCAGUCCUGGAACGACGUCCGCCCUCGAGUCGUCGAGAUGGACGCCAUUGCCCGCAAGCAUCUGGGCAUCAGCGACGUUUACGUGACCAGAUACCGCGGGCCCGGUUUCGCCCAAGGCGUCGUCGUGGCCGGCGUCGCUCUUUAUUUCUUCUGCCUCGCCAGCUUGCCAUGGGUUGUGCCGGGCUCCCGCAUCUGGACUCUCCUGCUUGCGCAUUUCCCCGGCGGGCCCGAAUCAUUCCGCUGGCUGGUCAAGACUCUUGUGCUUCCAGUCAUUGGCGCUCAUACCCUUGAGCCUAUCUAUCUAGACUACUCAAGGCUGCGCAAGCACGGCGUGGACAGAUGGUCAGGACAGUGGUGGUUGUGGAUUGUAAGCUGUGUCUUUGAAGGGGCAUUGGUGUUUAGAAGAUUCGACAAGGUGGUUGCCGAGAUGAGGGCUCGAAAGGAGGCAAAGAAGCAUUGA
This is a messenger RNA of Ustilaginoidea virens, 696 nucleotides long. RefSeq lists its product as uncharacterized. Bases 1 to 696 code for a protein of 231 amino acids. Lineage: Eukaryota; Fungi; Ascomycota; Sordariomycetes; Hypocreales; Clavicipitaceae. The record is from RefSeq and is a predicted model, not a curated record. The transcript has a single exon.